CUGGAAGAGGUCGAGGUAUGAAGAGACCAGUUGACGGCAGUUCCAAGUCUAAAGCUUCAAAUUCCGAAAACGAGAAGCUCCUCGAGACUAUGAGACAUCACCUCACAGACACCGGACUCGAAAGCCUCCACGCGCUGGCCGCCACAGCUGUCGUGCUGAACACUCCCUCAGCUAAUCCCGAGACUCUCGCGCACGCUCUGACCUCGCAUACAUUGACCUCACAAACCUUGACCAACAACCUCGCACAUAUACGCACCCUGCAGGCCUAUUUACAGAAACAACAUACUCUGCUUCGUGAGCAACUGCACUCUAUCCAGACCGACCCUGCGUUCGCCACACCCCAGAAUAUCCAACGCCAGACAACAGAACAGAUUCGCCAAACAAAACACUUGCGGACGAAGAUUCGUGAACAUGAGGAUAGGCUGUCGGCGCUUCAGAGCUCGGGUAGAGCGGCGGCAACGCCUGCGUCGAAGAAUGUGAGCUCUGCAGAAGCGAUUGCCGAUAUGCUGGAGCAACAGAGCGUGUUGGAUAAGUUCAAGGAUAAAGUGGAAGCAUUGGAGAAGGAAGUUGGUGUGUACAAAGGGCUGCCUGCGGAUAAGGAAUCGGCGAGAAGAGAGGUAGCAAGGCUGGAAGUAGAGCUUGACCUGGUGAGGAGGAAGCGAGAUGAUCUCUUUGCAAACUUGGUGAGCUGA
Molecule: messenger RNA, 692 nt
Organism: Periconia digitata
Lineage: Eukaryota; Fungi; Ascomycota; Dothideomycetes; Pleosporales; Periconiaceae
Source: the annotation of a GenBank genome assembly